AUGGCUCUGAAGAGACCCCACCCCAUGCUGCUACUGGUCCUGGUGUUGCUGGCUGGCUGGCUGGCCCGGCUGGGCCAAGGAGCCAGCUACCCGCAGUUCGUGAGGCAGCAUGUCGACUACCCCAAGACCAGGGCUCGGAAUGACCGGAGCUACUGCAACUUGAUGAUGCAGCGCCGGGGCAUGGCCCGCCCCUGCAAACACACCAACACCUUCGUCCACGCUCCCGCCAGCCAGCUUCGAGACAUCUGUGGCCGGGCAGGCCGGCCCGCCGGCCGCAACCUGCGCAACAGCAACAACCGCUACCGCAUCACCAUCUGCCGGCUGGCUAGUGGGUCGACCCGCCCGCCCUGCAACUACCGUGGGGGCAGCAGCACCCGGCGGAUCCGCGUGGCGUGUGUCAGGGGCCUGCCCGUGCACUACGACAGGAAUCUCUAG
Messenger RNA from Gopherus evgoodei (Goodes thornscrub tortoise), 435 nucleotides. RefSeq names its product ribonuclease-like. Lineage: Eukaryota; Metazoa; Chordata; Testudines; Testudinidae. The record is from RefSeq and is a predicted model, not a curated record. The transcript has a single exon. Gene Ontology annotation, molecular function: nucleic acid binding. Bases 1 to 435 code for a protein of 144 amino acids.